CUGCGCGAGAACUGCAGCUCCGGCGCGCGCGCCUUUGGAGGGUGGAAGGAGCAGGGGGGCGGGAAGGCAAUGUGGACGCCGGUGUGGUCUGCGCGCGGCGUGUGACCUAAGCCAAACACACGGAGAGUAACGUUACGCUGCGGGUGUAGAGGAGGAGAGUCGCGCCGUCAAGGCAGAAAGCGUCAUCCUUUAGCACAGAGAACAGCGGGACGUCCCAGGAGAGCUCUCUGGAGGACACGGGAGCUUCAGAAGUUUUGCACCCACUGAACUGAGAAGUCGGCUACUAACCCAACCCAGAGGACCUGAGAACCAAAGAAGGAAGGAAGAUCUUUGUGAAGGAAAAUGAACAGCUCAUAAGAAUGGGCCUUCUUCACAUAUGACCGAACAUAGAGAAUUGCAACUUGGAAAGUAGUGACUGAAACCUACAACCCAUUAAUCAGUUUCUCACAGCUUGUUUCAUCUCAUCAUCAAAUAAUGUUUGCUGAGCAUUCAAAAUUUACACAUUCAAUCGGUGCUCACAUUUUACAGAAAACUGCUGUUUUGACUUGAAUCGAAUGAAUCUACUUCAUUUAAUACUUUUGUGGUACUCAAUAACCCUAAAUCUCAGGCGUGUUAUAUAUCAAGAGACUUUCCAUAUUUUAUGGAGGUUUCAGAUGCCCAACUGAGCACUGGGGAGUCUGGAGGACCAGAACACCCUCAACAUGAGUCUUCUCAUGACAGUCCCCAGCCAACAUCUUCAAUCUCACAACAACAACAAGCAUCCCACCCCAAGCAGACAAAGCGACUUCGCCAUGAGAGAAAACGAUUCAGGCUACAGAAAAAGAAUGUCCAGGAAAUGGAAACUCUUGAGGUGGACAAGUCAACAUGGGUGUCUGGAACUUCUGAAGACAACAAAGGAGUUUCCAGUGAAAAGAGCAGUGAAGUCCCGACUUCAUCCGUGUCAGCACAAUCUUUCUCCGUGGAGACCCAGGAAAGCACCCCAAAACAGAAACGUGAGCGUAAACCACAGAAGCCAGGGAAGUAUGUCUGCACCUACUGUGGUCGUGCCUGUGCCAAGCCCAGUGUGCUACAGAAACACAUACGAUCUCAUACUGGAGAGCGACCUUAUCCUUGCGCACCAUGUGGUUUUUCCUUCAAGACCAAGAGCAAUCUGUACAAGCACCGAAAGUCCCACACCCACAGGGUAAAAGCUGGCCUGACCUCAGGCAGGGAGGUCACAGAAGGUAGCUGUCAUGAGGAGCCCGCUACAGAAUCGGAUGAGGACACUGGUCAGCCAUCUUCAUCUUUUCAUCAUAAAAAUCAAGGUAUGCUAUCCACUCAUUCAGAAAUACCCCUUCCUGAAGGGCAGUCCCAAGCAGUGGAAGACUCUCACGCUGUAAAAAAGAGAUUAGCUAUGAGACUUAGCAGAGGAAGACGUACGCCUCAGGGCUCAUCCGAUGAGACGUCAUCAUUUGGGCUAGGAAGCAAGGGCAGCACAGAGUCAGGCUAUUUCUCCCGCUCUGAAAGUACAGAGAUCCCUCAAGAUAGUCCACCAAACACAAGUGGCAAAAGCUACGCUGAGGUCAUUCUUGGCAAAUUUGGCCGCCUUGGGAAUUUACAGAGAACUGCCCGUCAACAACAUGAACAAUCUGCAGGACAAGAAGGGAGAAGCAUCCCCUUCACCGUGCCAAAAAAGCAGGUUAUUGACCACAUCACUAAACUCAUCACCAUCAAUGAAGCGGUUGUAGACACAAGCAAGAUCGACAGUGUCAAGCCCAGAAGGUUUUCCCUCUCCAGAAGAAGCAGCACUGAGUCGAAGGCAUCUCUUUCCAAAGAAACGCUUCUUCAUAGUGCAAAGGACAUUAGUUCAAAAAGUAGUGGGUCCAUCACUCUUGGUGUUCCAUGUGAGAAGUUCCAGCACCAGUCCCUCGGUGUCAGCCAGCCUGUCGACCCUUCGUCCACUGCCCCUCUUAUGCGUAGUCACUCAUUACCAUCGGAUGCAACUGCUCCACCCACUGCUCCCUCAUGUAGACUUCGACUCAGCCAGUCAUUUGAAGAACAACAACCAGCUCACAAUAGGCGUCAUGGUAUGCUUAAACGCCAGCCUGCCAUUGAGUUACCCAUAGGUGCUGAAAUAACCACAGAGGAACAGCCCAGUUCCAGCUCAUCAUUUCACCUCUCAAUCCCUACUGUGCCUGAAUGCAAGCAGAAGCAGCUUGAACCAUUUGAGUGUGAAGCGUGCGGAGUUGCUUGCAACAACUGGGAAACCUAUAAGACGCACAAGCACCACCAUUGCUUAAGCCGUCUAUCUCACCAACCUGAAAUUCCCAUUUGUCAAGCAGAGGAACAUGGAACACUUUAUAAAACUCGUCCUCGUGCUUUAGCGGUACGUAAAAGGAGAAAGGAAGAUAGUCUUGAACUUGAUGAUCAUGCCUUACCAACAGUUGCCUUGCCAUCUACUUUUACACCAUCACAAGGAUAUAGUGCAACAUGUGAAAAGCCCAUCACAGAGUGCUUUGUGUCAUCGCAAACAAAUGAGGAGAGUUCUUUAAAAGGAGUGUCUGUGAUACAGCAUACUAGUUCAUUUGACAAACAGGAACCUGCUGCAAGAAGUCAGUGCCCAUACGACGCUUCUAAAGACAAAACUCUCUCUCCUGAUGCCCACUACACAUUCAUUUCCUCUCAAUCAAAGGAACAGACAUCCAGACCAACCUUUCGUAAGCUUGUACGUCAACACAAUGUACAAGUGCCAGAGAUUCUGGUCACAGAAGACACAGACACCAACAUGCCAGUAUCGCCCCCUCCAAAUGUUUCUGAAACUAAAGAGACUGAAAAAGUUGGAGAUUUCCAGUGGCCUCAAAGAAGCCCAACAUUGGCCCAGCUGCCCAUUGAGAAACUCCCGCCUAAAAAGAAAAGGCUUCGUCUUGCAGAGGCAGCGCAAUCGUCUGGAGACUCCAGUUUUGAAUCGCUAUCUCUGCCUCAUAGUCCAAGUCAGGAUAGUUCCUUGUCUUACACAUCGAGUCAUUCCACUUCACUUGAGGAAUCUGCUAAAAGUGAUGUUGACAUGUUGUCGUCAAGAAGGUCAAGAGCUCCCCACACAUUGGCAAUCCCCACAGGUCCACAUCACCUGCACAGAGAGAUGCGACGGUCUGCAUCUGAGCAAGCACCUCAUAUGCCUCAACAGAUAAACCCUAUUGUAGAAGCCAGAAGCAAGUCCUUUGAUUAUAGCUGUCUCUCCCCUGAUCGUACACCUGCAGGCUGGAGGGAAAGGCGCAAAUGCCUCCUGAUGAGGCAUUCUGCUGUAAAGGAGCCGGAGGAAGAUGAUACACCCCCGAAACCCGCACCCAGUGCAAGCUCCUCCCCUCCGAGUGCAGCAAUUUCCCCUAAACACAGUCCUGGCAGUCAAUCCCCAGGGCCGUCUACAUCUCAGAAUGUGUCUUUAAGCAAUAUAGCACACCCCUCAUUCUCUCACAAACAUGCCACUCAGUGGCAAUUAAAUCAGCCCCCUGGAGUGUCAGAGAAUGUCAUGACAAUACAAACGGUCCCACAUAAUAUAUUGCAGUUAACCCCUGUGACUACCACUGAUCAGCAUGCUGUCAUGGAAGGUGCACAGUGUCCAACAGGAGCUGCAAGAGCUCAUUACUCCUCAGUGUCCACAGGUCUGAAGCUUGAGAUUCCCAUAGAAGAUGACAUGAAGCAGUCAAAUGCAAGUGUUCACCCAACUCACCCUUCCCAUUAUCACCAUUACCAGCAUCCCGGUCUUGCUAUUACACCAAGCCAAGAGCUGCUGAAUCCUCUUGGAACGCAUCAAAUACCAGUUCGCCUUCAUUCCGACUUACCGUUGCAUGGCAGUGCUGUUUACACGACUCUGUCACAGACUAUGGUUGCAGGAUCUCAGAAUCCCAGCUGUUCUGAUGUACAGCUAAAUUCUAUUGCAUCAAAGUUUGAAGUAAGGGAGCAACAGUCUGUGGCUGAGGGAUCCAAAUCCUCCAGCUCUGGAGGGAAUAAGCGAGUUCUGUCACCUACCAGCAGUGUGGAGCUCAGCCCCGGUAGUCAACAACAGAAGCGGGUGAAGGAAGAGGAAGACAAAGACAAUGAACCAGAUAAUACUAAAAUUUUGAUAACCAGCAAAAAGGAACAUCUGUUGUGUUCCCAAAGCACUAAUGCCCCCAUACCCAACAAAGACCCUUCAUUUCCUUCGCUUCACACGAACCUAACUUUCAGCUGGUGCUAUCUCAACUACAUUAAGCCCAAUCCAUCGACCCAAAGUGACCACCAGACUUCAGUCUAUUCUUCUUGGUCCGUUAGUUCUCGGAAUCCAAAUCCUCCAGGCCUAACCAGCAAGGAAGUACUUUCCUUGUUGUACUGCAAGCAGAGACAUACUCCUUUCACCUACACCAUGGCAGCCAUGCCAUCUUCUUCCACCGUGGCAAAGCCAGAGAUCCCUGAUCCCGGGAAACCCACUGAGCCUGAGGUACAUGCCACUCAGUCCACAGACCCCACCGAGGUCCAGCCAGCUGAGCUAACAGAGAAAGAAGAAACACCAAAAGAAGAGGGAGAGGUGGAAGCACAGUCUACCUCCAAAUGCAAUGAAAUCCCCAGAGUACAGAUCUGUGAAGGAGGCUACAGAUCGAAUGAGGAGUAUGUGUACGUGCGGGGACGUGGGAGAGGGCGCUACGUGUGCGAGGAAUGCGGGAUCCGCUGUAAGAAGCCCAGCAUGCUGCGGAAGCACAUCAGGCUGCACACCGAUGCUCGGCCCUACGUCUGCCAGCACUGCAACUUUGCCUUCAAAACCAAAGGCAAUCUUACCAAACACAUGAAGUCGAAGGCUCAUGGUAAGCGUUGUCCCGAGGGGACCACACCAGGUCCUGUGCUGUGUGAGCCAGAGACUGAAGAAGGAGAUGGUGAUGAGCACUGUGCUUUACCAGAGGCCUCAGAGGAACACCAGUUCUCUGAUGCUGAGGACACAGAUGAGGAAGAGGAUGAGGAGAAUGAGGAAGGCGACGAGGAGGCAUCUCACUCUUCUGCCUCCUCUGUGAGCAGAUCUCUGUCUAAUGAAGAUCCAGGCACUCAGAUUGUGUCCAGUCCCUCACCGUUGGCUAAACGUGAUGAACCCAGAGAGCCAUCCAGCACGAGUCCAGUGAGGCCGAGAAACCCCGCUGGAGCAGUUUCUCCUAACACACCUCAGUAUGUAGAGACCGCUGUUGUUGGGGUGCCUUCUUCCCCUCUGUACAGUUUCUCUCCUGGCAUGCAUUUGUCCCCGGCUCUUCCCCGAUCCCCAGGACGGGACGUGUCCCCACAACAGCGCCUCUCGCCCAGGCUGAGCCUCUCUCCAUCCCCUUGCCAGUUCUCUCUGUCCCCGUCUAGCCGCCCGGUUUCUCCGUUGUCAGCAAGACAUCUGUCUCCGGUUCGAGCCCUAUCACCUAUCCGGCCGGUGUCUCCCAGCGGUCCUCUUAGCUCCAUUGUCGGGGCCAGUGUGACCAUCCAGCAGAGGCCGUACAGACGCAGAGAUCCAAUGAAGUCCUCACCCAACAGGUUCAGCCCAAAGACCAAGCUGGAGAAGACGUGCAGUCCUCAGAGAAGAAUAUAUCAGCUCUCUCCUACCCGUGGGCUCCUCACCAGGCAUGGGCCGGCCAAGGAAGGCCAACGCGUGCUCAGCCACCUGCCCUUGCAUUCGCAGCCGCUGGGCCCGAGCUCCAGCCUCAGCCUCAUGAUCCCCAUAGGGGGCAUCCAGAUGGUCCAGUCUCGUUCAGGUCUUCACACCCAACGACCAGGACCUAACUCGGACCAGAAGACCAAAAGCGUGCCGGUUAAGCCGAGGGAGGUGAAGAAAGGAAGUCCUGGGAACGAGGAGCAGCGACGCGGGCCUUCCCGUGGAGGGCAAAACCAAGAACAACAGGACAAAAAGAGGGAUGCGAGGGAUGCUCCCAGCAUUCCCCUGACCACAUGGAAGUGCAUAUCCCAACGAAAAGAGAGGAAGCGCAUUGACAGGGCAUCGGCAUGUCGCACCAGCCCUCUCCUGCAUUUCCACAAAAGCACUUUGAUCGACCAUAAUGCGCAGACGCCAACAGACAGUGUAGCAAUGCCUAAGAGCACUUGGAGCGAACGGGCCUCCUCUAUCUCGGGCUCCCGAGAGAACGCCAUCAGAGAAAGGAGCCUGGUCUCAGUGCCCGGGGCAAAUACAGCCAAGGUGAACAGAAUACCCUAGCACAGGGAUAUUCGAUUUCGGUCCUGGAAGAGAUGGAGCCCAGCACAAAUUGAGCAUUUUCCUACGUAUACCUAACACAUCUAUUGAUUGGUUAAUCAGUAGAUCAUCCAGGUUAUGUUCAGACAUCAAGUGCAAGUGGCCCAAAUCUGAUUUUCUUACCAAUCUGAUGUUGAUUUCAGGCUGUUUACACUAUCUUGCCUGAACAGUGUAGUAUAACACCGUAACUGAUGUGGAAGCAAAACAGCAUUGCUUCACGUGAAGUUUCAGUUUCAUUCUUUCUAGAAUCACAGGUGCUUACAAAGCUUAUCACUGAGCAUUUACAGUACAUGCAUCAGUUAUGUGUUUGGCCAUUUCAUAAGAAACACAAGCCUUUUAAUAUUAUUACAACCAAGACAUCAUCACCCCAAGUAUUUAUGGUGUAUCUCAACAAUGAAAAUCAGUCGCUGCUGUCGUCCAUUUCCCUAUUUGCUCACAGCCUUUUUUUUUUUGUAAAUCUUCUUGAUGUAAAAUAAUGGGAAUUCUGAUCUGGCUGUGCAGACACAGUUUUAUUGCUGCAACUCAGAAAUGUAUUUUAUUUCAGUACCACAUAUUGAAGUGGCCCAUACCGGAAAUAAAAAUGUCAGAUUCUAUGUGUUUUUUUGCCAUUUACCCUGCUAAGUCAUCUGUUUAUCAUGUUCAAACUACAGGAAAUCAGAUUUGUUUCUCACAUCAGAUCCAUUGAGAUGACUGCACUUCUGUCACUCUGGAUUUAAAAGGGUGUAUGUUUCUCACAUUGUGACUGAUGCAAAAACCACAUUGAAAUCUGAUUUAAGCGGCCAGACCGUCCAGACUGAGAUGCAUCUGUACAAAUUAGAUUCUAAUCUUACUUCAAAGCACUUCCAAAUUUGCAAAAAUCAUAAUGUUUUAAUCUGGAUACAGCCUGUGUCAGAUCAGACUUAGGCUGUUCUUACCAGCUGUGUGAACAUAACCUUAGUAGGACAGGAAACCAUGCUGAUCUCUGACUCUUCAGGAACGAAAUUGAAUACCCCCUGUUCUAAAAGAGCAUAACCAUAACACAGCAAUCCGUACCCCAACUGAGCACUUGGGAUUUAUUCCCCUUUGGUGUAAUUAUGUAAAAAUGUAGAUGCAUCAUAUAUAUGUAUGUAUAUUGUUCUUUAUCUGUAUUCUAUUAGCAUAAUCUAUAAUAUAUACUGUAAAAAAUGUAUGGUUUAUAUCCAUUUCUAUAUGACAUUGUAUGCCAUUGCAGUUUGUACUGUAUGUGUUUGUAUCGUUACUGUAUGCAAAUUCUCACUCGAAUAUGAAGCAGUUAACCUUUUUUUAUAUACACAAACAUUUUCAGUACACACAAAAGUUCUCAAAUAUCCAGAACCACAAGACUUGCAACUGAUUUAUUUAUUCUGAUUUUUAUGUUAUUGUUGUUUGUUUCUUUUAUAUAUAUAUUAUAGCUGGUUUAAAUAUGGAAAAAAGAAGAGUGUAUAAUAUUUUCCUCUCUUUUUUUGUUCUUGUAUUUUGUUCUUUACUGUAUACAGUAUAAAGUUAUGUUACUCGUUUGUGAAACGCCAACAUGAACGGAAGUUUUUAACAACAUAAAGUGGGCUAUUACACUGUAUGCAUCUACUGUAAAUAUUACAAAGUUAAUAACAAGGAGUUUAUUGUCAUAUUUAACAGCUACAGUGGCGUGAAAAAGCAUUUGCCCCAUACAGAUUUCUUUUGUUUUUGCUUUUUUUGUCAUACUGAUAUUAUCAACAAACUUUAAUAUCAGACAAAUAUAUCCUGAGUAAAUAUAAAAAACACUUUUUAAAUGAUAAUUUUAUUUAUUGAAGAAAUAAAAUAUCCAAACCAAUCCUGCCCUGUGUGUAAAAUGUUUGCCCCUAAACCUAAUAACUUGGUUGUGCAAUCAAGCUUUACCGAUAACUCCACUCUGUGGAGGAAUUUUAGUCCGCUAUUCUCUACAGAACUGUUUUAAUCCAGAUACAUUGGAGGAUUUACGAGCAUGAACAGCCUGUUUAAGAUCAUGCCACAGCAUCUCAAUCAGACUUUGACUAGGCCCCUCCAAAACCUUAAUUUAUUUUUCAUUCAGAGGUGAACUUGUUUGUGUGCUUUGGAUCAUUGUCCUGCUGCAGAACCCAAGUACACCUGAGCUUGAGGUCAUGAACAGAUGACCAGAUAUUCUCCUUCAGUAUUGUCUGGUAAACAGCAGAAUUCCUGGUUCCGUCUAAUACAGCAAGUUGCCAUUCCCUGAAGCAACAAAGCAGCCCCAGUUUUACGUCCAGUAUGAUGUCAUUUUUCUGAAAUGGUGUGUUAGUUUUACGCCAGACACACACCUUUCAAAAAGUUCUACUUUUGUUACGUCGGUCCAAAGAAUAUUACCCCAAAGUCCUGGGGGAUAAUAAAAAAGUGCUUUUUAUAUUUACACAGGUUAUUUUUGUCUAAUAAUAAAGUUUGUUUAAUAAUCUGAAAAGUGUAUAUAUGAAAAAAUGCAAAAAAUAAAAGAAAUCUAUAAGGGGUCAAACACUUUUUCAUGCCACUGUAUUUUGUCUUUCUUCUUCUUCUUUUUUUUUUUUUUUUUUUUUUUUUUACAUAUGAUUGGGAAAAAUAGGCAGAUGAUAAUGAUUUCUAUCACCUGUGUCUUAUUAUUAUCAUUAUUAUUAUUAUUAUUAUUAUUAUUAUUAUUAUUAUUAUUGGCAGAGCUAUGAUUGUAUUUCACAGAGAGAUAUACUGUAUACAACUUUAAAAUACUGUAUAUGACUUUAAUCCCUUUAGGAUCCCCAUGUUAUUCUGAUUGAACUUUAUGAAGUCCCUGAAUGAUAUUACUACCUACAGUAGGUCUGUCACUAUAACUGUUUUUGUUUGGUCAAUAUAUUGUCCUAGAAAUAAACAAUAUUACUGUAAUUUUAAGACCAUUUUAUGGAACUUAAAUAACUGAUAUAACACAACCCCUAAUUAGAAAAAGUUGGGACAGUAUGGAAAAUGCUUACAAAAUAAAAAUGUGGUGUUUCACUGCAGACAAUAUUAACCAAUAGUAUUUCAUGUUUUAUUGAUUUAAAUACAUUAUUUAAAACGUAUAAAUAUUGUGUUCAUAUUGUCUGAUUGUUAAAAAAAGUAAAGUAAAUGUUAGAAGCACUGCAUUUUUAUUUUUAAGCUUUUUUUUUUUUAGCUUUUUCUAAUUUGGGGUUUUAUCAUAAAUAAUUAAUACUUUCUAAGUGCCAUACAAUGGUCUUUUUAAUGACAAUACUAUCCUUUACUAUUACAUUUUCUGAUUUAAGGUUGCAGCAUAAUAUUGCAAUUACACUCUUUUCUAAGAGAAGGGAAUUUUCAAUUACAAUUUUUAGACCUUGAAUUUAAAAUAAAAAAAGGACAAAAUAUCGUAAAGAAAUAAAGCAUAAAUAAAAUAAAAGAAUUGCUUUUUUAACAAAGUCAGCAUCCCGGCUUCAUUCACAUUAACCCAUCACAGCCCAAACCCAUUUUUGAAUAUUGAUGUCAAAGUCAAAAUUGAAUCAGAGCAAUAGAGUUAGCAGCUCAUUCAUGUUUUUUUUUAAUUAUUGUGGGUACAUGACUGUAAAUUUUUGAAUAUUAUAAGCUUAAAAUCCUGAUGUAAUAUAACUGACACAACAUGUAACAUGUUCUAGAAAUCCGGUCAGAACUAGUUACCAUAUUUUUCACACUAUAAGGUUUUUUUUAUAAGGAUUAUAAGGUGCACUAUGAAUGAACAUCUAUUUUCUGGUCUAUGUUUUACACAUAAGGCCCACUGGAUAAUAAGGUGCAUAUUGCCCCACUAGUAAGGAACAGGGGUGUCGCCAUGUUUUUCUUCUUAAUUCAGCAGGUCUCGCCACUCCGUGGUGGUGGAAGGGGUAACUAAAGUAAAGCUAAACUAAGUAAACAAAACUCUUAAAAAACAUUUUCUU
Messenger RNA from Astyanax mexicanus (Mexican tetra), 10092 nucleotides. RefSeq names its product HIVEP zinc finger 3a (gene hivep3a). Gene Ontology annotation, biological process: regulation of transcription by RNA polymerase II. The transcript is spliced from 8 exons. The record is from RefSeq and is a predicted model, not a curated record. Gene Ontology annotation, molecular function: RNA polymerase II cis-regulatory region sequence-specific DNA binding; DNA-binding transcription factor activity, RNA polymerase II-specific. Bases 641 to 6187 code for a protein of 1848 amino acids. Gene Ontology annotation, cellular component: nucleus. NCBI's taxonomy places the organism in Eukaryota, Metazoa, Chordata, Actinopteri, Characiformes, Acestrorhamphidae.